AUGAGGUUGCAAGAUGAGGUGCAGAAUCUCUCGACUCAGUUGGAACGGUCCACGACAUCCCGUAUCGAAGCUGAAGCCUACCGACAACGGGAGGUAAAGUCCUUGAAGAGCGAAUGUCACGGCCUGACGAAGGCCCUCGCCGAAAGCCAGGACGUGGUGAAGGAGCUGGAAAUGGAGCUCGACGUGAUGUAUGGAAGCUUCACCGUCCGGGAGCGACCUGGCGGCGAUCCGGGGGUUCCAAGAAGCGAAAGCCAGUUGUCCUCGGCACAAGCAGCUUUGGAGGGCUCUCACCCUGUUCCCAGCGUCGCCCAAGAAGUCGUCCCGCAUCAUGUACCUGGCAGUACGGGAUGGAGCCGAGGACCUCUCGACACUCUCGUGUAUGGAGUUGAAAUUCCAACGCCACCGGUCCCGUUUUCACCUCCUCCGCGGUCGAACCUCGCCGAAGUAUCUCAGCUACGAGGGUAUCCCACACCCGCCAGUCAAGGACACCAGGGGGUGCGAUGGCUGGUGGCUACGGUGGAGACCCUUCUCCCGAUCGGGGAGGAGGCGGAGGCCCUGGAGGGCGUGAUUAUCCCGGACCUGAUUAUGGAAGCGGCUCACGACGACUACCGGGAUACGGAGGACAAGGGGGAGGUCCCCCUAGCGACCCACCCGGAGGUGGCGACUAUGGGAGCGGACCUUCGCACAUUCGCUGAUGCGCCCAAGCUGCACUGCGCCGAUCGGGGGAUUCCGUUGGAGCAUUUCCUAAAUAAGUUCAACGCCCUAAAAGGCAAGUAUGACAUCACGGACGCCCAAGUGGUUCGAAUCUUCGACGACCGCCUGACGUUGUGCGGCGUGCGCUCGUGUUGUGAUUUCUGCCCAUAG
Molecule: messenger RNA, 864 nt
Organism: Aphanomyces invadans
Lineage: Eukaryota; Oomycota; Saprolegniomycetes; Saprolegniales; Verrucalvaceae
Exons: 3
Coding region: 1-864 (287 amino acids)
Source: RefSeq, a predicted model, not a curated record